Messenger RNA from Galleria mellonella (greater wax moth), 1068 nucleotides. RefSeq names its product translin-associated protein X (gene Trax). Bases 144 to 1004 code for a protein of 286 amino acids. The record is from RefSeq and is a predicted model, not a curated record. Gene Ontology annotation, cellular component: nucleus; cytoplasm. Gene Ontology annotation, molecular function: sequence-specific DNA binding; RNA binding; RNA endonuclease activity. Lineage: Eukaryota; Metazoa; Arthropoda; Insecta; Lepidoptera; Pyralidae. The transcript has 4 exons.
GUUAAGAAGUUUGUUAUGUAUGUUGUGUAGUGUAAUCUGUAAUUUAUUGUUUAUGUUUUAAAACGUACAAGUACAUUACAAAAAGAAUAUAAUUUAUUUUCUUUAUUAGUUUAUUCUCGAUUUAGUUAGCAAAGUUCCUAGUUAUGUCAGGACGAGGACGAUUUCACCGCGGUAAUCGCAAUAAAAACCAACAAACAUUAUCCUCCGUGGCUCGCGAGACGGCCGCGUCUCUCGCACCAGAUAGUCCAGUAUUGGCUAUGUUCAGAUCCGCUGCAAUAAAGUUAAAUGACCGCCAAGAUAGACACGAAAGAUUGGUGAAACUAUCCAGAGACAUCACCAUGGAGAGUAAACGCAUCAUCUUUUUGUUACACUCUGCUAUUACUGAAGAAGCAACAAAGAAAGCUGUAGAAGAUGCAAAUGAGAGGCUUCAAAAACUAAUCAGUGGGCCUUUGAAAAGUAUUGGUUUAGAAUUGGAAAAUAGUCCGGCAUAUUUACACACCAGGGCUGUCACAGCAGGGUUUCAGGAAUUCAUUGAGGCCAGGACACUGUGCUCGUUAAUGGAGAAGAAAGUUAUCAUUCCAUACAAAGAGGUACAGACUGAACUUUCAUACAAUGUGAAGGAGGAAAUUGAUGGUAAUGAGAUUGAACGCAGUGUCAUUACAAAAAUGCCACAAACCGACUAUAUGCUGGGUAUAGCAGAUCUCACUGGUGAGCUGAUGAGGCGAGCGAUAAAUACUAUAGCUAGCGGGGACAGUGCUGAAUGUAUUUACGUUUGUCAGGUUGUCAGAGAGCUUUACACUGGAUAUUUAGGUCUGUUCGGCAUGGGCAAGGAGUUGGGCCGUAAAAUGAACGUAACACGCGCCAAUGUGGCGAAAGUCGAGGCGGCAGUGUAUGCGCUCCAUGUGCGAGGUGGUGAGGCCCCAUCCACUCUGAUAGUACCACCGCCAGCAUUGCAGCAAGACUGGGAAAAUAAUCAUCUCUCUGAUGAUGAAGGCUAUUAUUAAUUUGUAAAUAGACUUUAGAUGCAAAUUCAUUUGUACUGAAAGUAUAAUAUAACUAUUUUGUUGA